AAAAAUGGCAGCCUCCAUGAACAUAACUUAAAAUCGUGUCGAGAAGAAAUACAAGAGCUUAUUUGUUGAUAGAUUUCACCCAACGCAAUACAGUCUGAAUCUUUUGGAACAGCAGGAACAUCUACAUUGCAACAUAGACCUACAUGUACAUGAUGUCACCCUGGUUGAAUUUCAAUUUACGACAUUUGGUCCAAUCAACCCAGAGAUCGCGAUGGCACAAGAAAGUACUGAGGUGCCUCUAUUCCAAAACAGGGGUUUGGGAUGGUGACUUUACGAUUGAAACAAGAAAGGAGCUGGAGAACUACUGGAGGGACCAUCUUGCUCUACAAAACCAGCAAUCCUCAUUGAGUAAACAGGAUGACCGGGACAAGUUCUACGUCUUGUCCAUGUUCCCGUACCCAUCGGGAAAGCUUCACAUGGGGCAUGUUAGAGUGUACACCAUCAGUGAUACCAUAGCGCACUUCCACAGACUCAAUGGAAAACAGGUCUUACAUCCUAUGGGGUGGGACUCGUUUGGUCUUCCUGCAGAGAAUGCGGCAAUUGAUAGAGGGCUCCAGCCUGCUGACUGGACACACAGUAACAUCGACUACAUGCGGAGGCAACUCAAACAGCUGAGCUUUUGCUUUAACUGGGAAAGAGAGGUCACAACUUGUUUACCAGACUACUACCGCUGGACUCAGUCCAUCUUCGUAAGGUUGCUUGAAGCUGGUCUAGCCUACCAGAAAGAAGCCGUCGUCAACUGGGAUCCUGUGGACCAAACAGUGCUGGCAAAAGAACAGGUGGAUGAGAAUGGUUGUUCAUGGCGGUCUGGGGCUAAGGUUGAACAACGACUGCUGAAGCAGUGGUUCCUCAAAAUGACACAUUAUUCCAAGUCUCUGCUCGAAGGUUUGGAUGAUCUCCCUGACUGGCCUUCGGGAAUCAAGAGUAUGCAGGCUAACUGGAUGGGAGAUUGCUCUGGGUGUGCCUUCAGCUUCAGACUACAGUUACCAAGUGCAUCAGAAGAGUCGAUAUCAGUCCACACCCAGUAUCCAGAGCUGAUCUAUGGGGCAUCACAUGUCAUCUUAGCCCCUACCCACACUCUACUCAAGAAACCUGAAUUCAUCCAGAAUCUCACAGAGGAAAUCAGGACCAAGUUAGAGCAGCUGGAAUCUGAAAGAACAGAUGUAGAUCUUGGCGUCCAAGUUCUCCAUCCCUUCACACAGCAGCCGGUGCCACUGUUUGCCUCAAGUCGUAAGACCUUUGAGGAGAAUGUGGAAUCCCAUCUAGGAAUCCCUUGCAGCGGAGAGGAGGAGGAUGUAGAGUUUGUUCAUCAGCAUGGCAUCAGCUAUGAGAAGGUCCUUGAUGGUGGGAGGAUUGUCAACUCCGAUCAGCUAUCAAGGUUGUCUAGGGAUGAGGCCAGGUCCUCCAUCAUGGAACAUGCCAGAGAGCUGGGUAUAGGUGGUCACAUGACCAGUCCCAGGCAGUUUGAUUGGCUGAUAUCAAGGCAGCGCUACUGGGGUACCCCGAUCCCUGUCAUACACUGUCCAACAUGCAAGGCUGUUCCAGUUCCACACACCGAGCUUCCAGUGACCCUUCCCAAGCUGGACUCCCUCUCAGGAAAGGGCUUGUCCCCACUCGAGAAUCAGGCAGACUGGAUCAACACACGGUGUCCAAAGUGUGGGGGAGCAGCGAAAAGAGAAACAGACACCAUGGACACAUUUGUGGAUUCUUCCUGGUACUACCUGAGGUACACUGAUUCAACCAAUCAGAAGGAAGCCUUUGGAAAGGAGAAUGCUGAUUGGCUGCUGCCUGUAGAUGUCUAUGUUGGAGGAAAAGAACAUGCUAUAAUGCACCUGUUGUAUGCUCGGUUCAUCAACCACUUCCUGCAUGACCAGGGGCUAGUAGCCCACAAGGAACCUUUCAAGAGGUUACUUGUCCAAGGACUUGUGAUGGGGCAGAGUUACAGAGUGACAUCAACUGGGAAGUAUAUCACGCCUGAUCAAGUAGAUCAUUCAGGUUCUGCACCAGUCCAGAAGGGUACAGGGGAGGAGCUGGCCGUCAAAUGGGAGAAGAUGAGUAAGUCAAAGUAUAACGGGGUCGACCCUGAGGGCGCUAUAGAGGAGUUUGGCGUAGAUACUGUCAGGCUCUUCAUCUUGAGUGGUAUACCACCAGACCUGGACAUGAUGUGGAACGUAGAAGCAAUAACCGGAGUGGUCAGAUGGAAGAACAGGAUGUGGGGACUGGUGACCAGGUUUUAUGAAUUGAGAAGUGACAGUGAGAGAAAUGAUACCAGUCUUGACAAAGAGCAGCAUGUCAAAUUAGAGAGAGAUCUUGAAGUCCAACUCAACAAGGCCAUUGAGGAUGUAACAACCCAUUUUGGUUCCGACUACAUGCUAAGUGUGGCGAUCAGUCGUCUGAUGACCAUGACCAACCAGCUGAGAGCAUACCCUGAUGACUUCAUCAAGAACUCUGUAGCCUUCCAGGAUGCUCUAGGAUCCCUCUGCAUCAUGGUAGCACCCAUGGCUCCUCUCAUAGCCAGUGAGAUGUGGCAGGGUAUCGGUGGGGCUGGUUACGCCAAAGACAGUAGGUGGGACUGGACAAAGACGGUGCUUGAGCAAAGAUGGCCAUCAGUCACCGAAUGCAACCAAGUCAGUUUGGAUACAGUUGAACUUGUAAUUAAGAUCAAUAACAAGACGAGCGGGAAAGUUUCUGUUCCAGCAUCUCUGUUGGAAAACAAGGAAGAGCUAGAGCGUUUCAUACUGGAUAGUGAGCUGGGAAGGAAACAAAUGGCUUCCAAGACUAUCAACAAGAUGAUUGUUGCAGCUAAAGUACCCCUUGUCAAUUUCUUGACAAGGUGAUGUUCGGACCAAGAAUAUUUUUGAGAAGUUAUUAAACAGAUAUCUAGAAGAUUAUUGAAGCAGCUAGCUUCAAAAGCUGUUCUGAAGAUGGUCACAAAAUUUAAAGAUCCUCAUGUUGAUGUUAGGAUGCCACCGAUGUCAAAGACUAUCAAGAAGGUGAAUCGUGCAGCUAAGGUACAACUAAUCAAUAUCUUGACCAGAUGAUAGGAACUGACUUGCUUUCAAAGCUAUCCAGAGACCAUUGUGGGAGCUAAAGAAAGUAAAGCUUUUAGCAAAUUUCUUGACAAGGUGGUAAUAGAAUCUCACUGAAUUGAAGAGCUAUAUAGCAAUGAAAGUGCCACUCGUCAGUUUCCUGACUAGCUUGUGAUGGGACCUGACCGAUUUCAAAAGUUAUCUGGAAGUUGAUUGAAGCAGCUAAACUUCUUGACCAGUGUGACAAUAUCAUGGAAAGUUUGUUUGUUUGUUUUACCUGACUGCUAAGAAAGCAUGUGUAUGCUUGUAACUUAAGCAACCAGGGGAUGAUGGCUUUAAGUCCUCUCCGAGGGACUUGGUGUGAGAACUAAUGCCUUACCAAAGGGCACUAGUGCAUUGACUUGGUUUCGACUCCGGGACCUCCCGGUUAAGAGACCACUGCUGUACCACUGAGCCUCCUCCAGAGGACACUACAGUUGGUCAAAAAGUAGACACAAAUUUUCCCGUCAUUGAAGUUUAUAAUGUACAAUGGCUCUUCCUACCCAGGGAGCAUUGGGGGUUGGAUCAAUUGAAUCGAGGCAUUCAUAUAUGUUGCUUCUUUAAGUUUUCUUUCUACCCAGGUAUCCAAGGUGAUAAUAAAUUAAACUGUUUUAUAUCACAGUUAUUUUCGAUCGCAGGUCAUUAAUAAAUGUCUCAUUUAAACUAUUUCUCUUCGGCAAGUACUCAUGGUCGCUAUUUUGAGUUUCACUUGGACACAAUGUGCCAGGCAGCUGUAUCCAAUUUCUCAACAAUUGUUUCUGAAACAUUUAAAGCAUCAUACAAAUAAUGCAUUGCUCUGUUUGCAUUUGUUAGAAUAAGGGAGUUUACAGAUAGCACAUGGUACAAAUGACCCCAAAUAUCCACAGAUCUUUUACACAUGGAGAAGUUCCACUUUGAGCAUCUUGGAAUAA
Molecule: messenger RNA, 3979 nt
Organism: Strongylocentrotus purpuratus (purple sea urchin)
Lineage: Eukaryota; Metazoa; Echinodermata; Echinoidea; Camarodonta; Strongylocentrotidae
Gene: lars2
Product: probable leucine--tRNA ligase, mitochondrial
Exons: 19
Coding region: 144-2837 (897 amino acids)
Biological process (GO): mitochondrial translation; leucyl-tRNA aminoacylation
Cellular component (GO): mitochondrion
Molecular function (GO): aminoacyl-tRNA deacylase activity; leucine-tRNA ligase activity; ATP binding
Source: RefSeq, a predicted model, not a curated record